Molecule: messenger RNA, 1917 nt
Organism: Aphis gossypii (cotton aphid)
Lineage: Eukaryota; Metazoa; Arthropoda; Insecta; Hemiptera; Aphididae
Exons: 2
Coding region: 1-1917 (638 amino acids)
Source: RefSeq, a predicted model, not a curated record
AUGGGACAAACAAUAGAGGAAGAUUGGAAGGUUCUCAGCAGCAUUGAAGAUACAAGCUAUAGCCGAGCAUCAAAGGCGAAUAAGAGAUGUCAAGAAGAGCAAGAAACACUCCAACAUUUUAAGCAACACACCAUCCGUGAUGAGGAGGGACGUUUUAUCGUACGGCUUCCCACCAAACAGGCAAUCAGUGAAUUAGGGGCUACAUUACCUAUGGCGGCACGUUUUUUGAACGUUGAGAAAAGAUUACAACAUGAUGAGCAUCUGAAGGCCGAGUACAUACGAUUUAUGAACGAAUAUAUUGAAAUGGGACACAUGGUUCAAGUAAUGGCCGAUUCAGUUCAGACGCAGAAUCCCAUCUAUCUACCACAUCAUUCGGUAAUAAAGGCAUCAAGUUUAACUACAAAGGUCCGAGUGGUUUUUGAUGCCUCUGCCAAAAGUACAUCUGGCAUAUCUCUUAAUGAUGUCUUGAGGUGUGGUCCAGUUGUUCAGCAAGAUUUAUUUUCAAUCCUCAUUCGCUUCCGCAAGCAUCAAUUUGUCUUAACUUCGGAUAUAGAAAAAAUGUUUCGCCAAAUAAAGGUGGCAACGGAAGAUUGGGACUUACAAAGAAUUGUUUGGAGAUCCAGCCCACAAGAAUUACUACGGUCGUACCAGCUAACUACAGUCACGUAUGGAACAACUCCUGCCUCAUUUCUGUCAACCUACUGUCUUAUAGCACUCGCAAAAAGUGUCGAGAAGGAAUUACCGAAAGCUUCAAAGGUGAUUGCCGAAGAUUUCUACAUGGACGAUCUAAUGACGGGAGCCGAUACAGAGGAAGACUGCUGUCGGUUACAAAUAGAUGUUAGCUCAGUGCUAAACUCAGCAAAGUUACCAUUAAGGAAAUGGUGUUCCAACUCCGAAUUUGUUUUGCGAAACAUGUCCAAGUGUGUUGACGAUCCUUUGUUCGUAUUAGAUAUAGGAGACGAUGACACGGUCAAGUCACUCGGGUUGCAGUGGAAACCAGUCGCAGACCAUUUUCAAUAUGACAUCAGAGCAAGAUCAUCAGAAGCUGUGGUCUAUGAAGAUAGACUGGGAUGCACGGCUUCCGGUAGACAUUCAGCAAAGAUGGAUUCGGUUUAUGAUGAUCUUGAGCAGCUAAAGGAAUUGUCCAUUCCAAGAAAGGCUAUUCCCGAGCGCACUGAGAUCAUAGAUGUACAUGGAUUUUGCGACGCCUCGGAGAAAGCAUAUGGAGCCUGUAUCUAUAUUCGUACUCAGAGCAGCGAUGGAGAAUGGUAUUCCAGACUUCUAUGCGCUAAAACUCGAGUGGCCCCACUAAAAGGCAGCACAAUCCCACGCCUUGAGUUCAACGGUGCAUUAUUAUUAGCUCACCGAGUUGCUGAAUCAUGGCAAAUCAACAUUCAUCAGUUCAAGCUUUGGACAGACUCAACUAUAGUACUAGGGUGGUUAAAUAGCCAGGGCAGCCGGCUAAAAAUAAAUGUUGCAAAUCGAAUAGCUCAAAUCAUGGAUGUUACAGAGGUCAGCCAGUGGAACCAUAUAGGAACACAUGAAAACCCAGCGGAUAUCCCUUCAAGAGGUUUGGGACCACGGGAGCUUUUAGAAGCAAAAUUGUGGUGGAAGGGACCCACCUGGUUGGAAAGGAAUGAGAAGGAUUGGAUCUUAAAUCCAAUAAUCAACGUGAAUGAAGAGCUACCUGAAGUACGUAAAGUGAAACUAGUACUUGUAGCAAACAACUCAGUAAAUGAUGUAUUAGGACACUACUCAGAAUGGAACCAAAUGAUACGAGGAAUAGCUUGGCUAAUAAUCUAUUCAAAGUUCCUGCGUAAGAAGAUCAAUGGACCUCAAUCUUUAAGAAUACAUGACUUGAACGAAGCAAAAAAACGGUUUGAGCGGAGUGCUUUAGCAAAGAGAUCUUGUCUCUAG